Molecule: messenger RNA, 435 nt
Organism: Dermacentor silvarum
Lineage: Eukaryota; Metazoa; Arthropoda; Arachnida; Ixodida; Ixodidae
Product: probable lysine-specific demethylase 4B
Exons: 1
Coding region: 1-435 (144 amino acids)
Biological process (GO): chromatin remodeling
Cellular component (GO): nucleus
Molecular function (GO): histone H3K9 demethylase activity; histone H3K36 demethylase activity
Source: RefSeq, a predicted model, not a curated record
AUGGAGAAGCCCAGCCCGGGAGGGGGCGCCACGGGGGGCACGUGCACCUCGAGUGCGUCCUGGAUCAUGUUGUUCCGGCCCACCCUGGAGGAGAUGCAGGACUUCUCCAAGUACAUCGAGCACAUGGAGUCCAUGGAGGCACACAAGGCCGGCCUGGACAAGAUCAUCCCACCUAAGGAGUGGAUCCCGCGCAAGGGUGGCUACGACGACAUCGAGAUGGAUAUUCCGUUGCCCAUCUCGCAAGUGGUGUCGCGGGGCCAGGGCCUGUACCGGCAGUGCAACAUCCAGAAAAAGUCCAUCACAGUCAAAGAAUUUCGGCGUGUGGCCCAAAGUGACGUGUCCGCCAUAGUCUCAUCUCGCUUUGGUAGACUGCAGCGCUUCUGGGAUGGGCCCACAUUCCCCAGCCCUUUCUUAGUAGUUUCUAGAGCUACGUAA